Molecule: messenger RNA, 3586 nt
Organism: Hippocampus comes (tiger tail seahorse)
Lineage: Eukaryota; Metazoa; Chordata; Actinopteri; Syngnathiformes; Syngnathidae
Gene: letm1
Product: leucine zipper-EF-hand containing transmembrane protein 1
Exons: 14
Coding region: 270-2510 (746 amino acids)
Biological process (GO): intracellular monoatomic cation homeostasis
Cellular component (GO): mitochondrial inner membrane
Molecular function (GO): calcium ion binding; ribosome binding
Source: RefSeq, a predicted model, not a curated record
GCCCCGGGUUAGGCCUCCUUGUUGAGUUCCAAGAGAGAGACGGGAAGGGCAUAAAGAUCGGAGCCGGAUACUCCAAUGUUGUACAGUUAUUUAAGCGUCGUGGUUUUGUAUUUAUGUGCCUCCUCCCCAACCCUGGGAGUCUCAUUUCCUUCGUUUUGACAAACCUUUAGCCUAGCGUGGUAGCUAGCUAACGUUCCAGGUAACAAUAAUAAAAAAAAAAAAGUCCAAGGUAGCGGCGAGCGAGCGAGACAGAAAAGGAAAGCUUCCACAUGGCGUUAAUCCUGUUUACGAGGUCCAGGGCACCAUUAAUGACAACCUCCAGGUCGUUAAACAACGAUCUACGAAAAGCCAAAGGGAAGCUCAAAGAUGCGUCCUGCUUCAACUGCACUGCGUUAAGACUCUCCAGUCAGAGACUCGACGAGUUCCGAUUAGUCAGCGCAGCCCGGCUCUCUCAGUUGAGCCCCUCGCCCCACUCGUCCAUCGCCCGUCGCCAGAGCUCGGACUCACGCCACCUAUUAUGCGCCGUGGCCCCCCGGGCCACCCCUUCGCCGUACGUCGGCAUUUCCACCGGGACCAAGCCGUGGCGGCGGGACGUGCACGUGCGCUGGCUCCACGCCUCGCCGGCGAGGCGGGAUGACUCCAAGGUGGAGAAAUCUCUGCGCUCGCUGAAGGACAAGAUGAAGCUGGAGGAAGGGGGCCCGGUGUACAGUCCCGCCGCGGACGCCGAGCCCGCGCGACGGACGCUGCGGCAGCGGGUGCUGGACGAAAUCAAACAUUACUACCACGGCUUCAGGCUGCUCUUCGUGGACACGGGGAUCGCCGGGCGGAUGCUGUGGCGAGUGCUCAACGGGCACGGCCUGUCCCGCCGGGAGAGAAGACAGUGUCUCCGGACCUGUGCGGACGUCUUCCGCCUGCUGCCCUUCCUGGUGUUCAUCAUCGUCCCCUUCAUGGAGUUUCUGUUGCCCGUCGCGCUCAAGCUGUUCCCCAACAUGCUGCCGUCCACUUUCGAGACGCAGUCCAAAAAGGAGGAGAGGUUGAAAAAGGAGCUGCGCGUCAAGCUGGAGAUGGCCAAGUUCUUGCAGGACACCAUCGAGGAGAUCGCGUUGCGUAACAAGGCGGCCCAAGGUGACGUCGCCGAAGAGUUCUCCACAUUUUUCCAGAAGAUCCGCAACUCGGGCGAGCGUCCCAGCAACGAGCAGAUCUUGCGCUUCUCCAAACUGUUCGAGGACGAGCUGACGCUGGACAACCUGACCCGGCCUCAGCUGGUGGCGCUGUGCCGCCUGCUGGAGCUGCAGUCCAUCGGCACCAACAACUUCCUGCGCUUCCAGCUCAUCAUGAAGCUGAGGAACAUUCGCGCCGACGAUAAGCUGAUUGCCGAGGAGGGCGUGGAGAGCCUCAACGUGAACGAGGUGCAGGCCGCCUGUCGGGUUCGAGGGAUGAGGUCGCUGGGCGUCACCGAGGAGCGGCUCCGAGAGCAGCUCGGCCAGUGGCUGGAACUUCAUCUGAAGCAGCAGAUCCCCACCUCCCUGCUGCUGCUGUCCCGAGCCAUGUACCUGCCCGACACGCUGUCCCCCGCCGACCAGCUGAAGAGCACCCUGCAGACGCUCCCCGAGAUGGUGACGAAGGAGGCCCAGAUGAUGGUGGCCGAGAUGGAGCUGUCCAAAGUGGACAACAAGACCAAAGUGGAGACCACGCUGCAGGAGGAAGCGGCCAUUCGCCAGGACAACAAGGAAAGGGAGAUGGAGAGGCUGGCCGACGCUGCCGAGAAGGCUGCCAGGGACAGCGAGGAGCUGGAGGCCGAACCGAGCGGCCAGCCGCCGCCUCAGGCUGACCUGCUCAGGGACACGGCACCCGUCGUCGAAGGAGUUAAGGGCGAGGAGAUCACCAAAGAGGAGAUCGACCUGAUCAGCGACGCCUGCUCCAAACUGAAGGAGCAGAAGAAGCUGCUGACGCUGGAGAAGGAGGAGCUGGAGGAACUUAAGGACGACGUGCAGGAGUACAGCGAGGACCUGGAGGAGAUCAAGAAGGAGCUCUCCAAGACGGGCCAGGAGAAGGCGGUGUGCGAGUCCAAGGCCAGCCAGCGUCUGUCCAAGAGGGUCAACCGCAUGAUCGGACGGAUGGACAAGAUCAUCGGGGAGCUGGAGAAGGACAAAGUCAUCCUGGACGGACAGAUGGACAGCGGAACCACGCCGCCCGUCGGUCUCUUCUACGCCUUCAGGGAGAACCUGAUCAGCAUCGACGAGCUCAUCGGCGUCAUGCGGCAGAUCCAGAACAUUCCCGAACACAAGCUGCAGAGCAUCGCCGAGGCGCUCGAUGACAACAAGGAUGGCAAGAUUGACAUCGACGACGUCAUCAAGGUGGUGGAGCUGAUCGACAAGGAGGACAUCGACAUCACCACCACGCAGGUGGCCGACAUCAUGACGAUGCUGCAGAAGGAGGAGAAGCUGAUGGAGAAGGAGAAGGCCAAGGACAAGGCGGAGAAGGAGCAGGCGGCCAACCUCAAUGGCUAGAAGAGAAGACGGGGGCGGGGGGCGCAAAACUUUCGCAGGUGAACUCACUUUGGCAACCUUGUGGGAAAAAAAAUGUAGUGCCGCCACAAACUCGAGCAGCUCCUGUUGCCUUUAGAAGGCGCCGCGGCAGACAAAAGGACACUCGCGUGUUGUUUUAUUAUUUAUUGGACCACGGGACACGUUGGGAGGCAUUCGUCGGCAAAAAGCUCAACAAAGCUUUUAAAAAAAAAAAAAAAAGAGGACAUGAUCAGAAGACGAAGCGUGAACGACGGGCGAUGCUUUCUGCACUUUAGUAAAACGUCAUUCCUCCUCCUCCUCCUCCUCAUUCAUCUCAAUCGGACACUCGUUUCCACCAAAGAAGACGGACUUCAAAUCAUUUCAUUUUUUGCACCGCUUCAUUUCCCCUUUUCAUCGUCAGCGCACCGAUUGACAGCAGAUGGCCCAACGCGUCGGCUUUCGGGAGCUCUGUCAUCGUCGCCAUGGUUACUGCUGCCCCCCCCCCCUGUCUGAGCAAGAGCUUUUUAAGUUCUUUUAAAGAACUUUGAGAAGCAGCUGUGUUCAGGCGUGAAAGGGGAACGCAAAUCAAGACCGAGGCCGUUUUCCCACCUGCAACUUUGCUCCAUGGCGGCUUUUGCGAUUGUUAGCAAACAAGCGGCGCCGGCCCACACCAGUGACCCAAACCGCGACCCGGCAACAACACUUCAGUCUGGAGGAAGGCGUCGAUGUCGAACCACGGGUGCAUUUAUUCGAUGCUAUUUAUCUUUGAUGUCAUACGACAUGCGAGGCAAGUUGCGCACAAAUGAAUGACGACGUGCCGCCGUUAGAGAGAUUCUAAAAGUCUGUCAGGUUGCCGCGACCAUCGGCACUUGACGUAGCAACGAGUGGGCCGCGAUGUCGUUCGGUGGCCAAAUGUUACUGUUGAGUCAUUCAAACUGGCGUGCGGAAAAAACGGGCGCCACGACGUCGCUGGCUUUGGGCGGAACCCUUCCAAAAGCAUCGCUGAUCCAAACUUUCGUCAAACAUUAACGUGGCGACGUCGAAGACAGCGAGCCGUUUUCAACACGUCAGAUUGCUCA